Molecule: messenger RNA, 1458 nt
Organism: Cyphellophora europaea CBS 101466
Lineage: Eukaryota; Fungi; Ascomycota; Eurotiomycetes; Chaetothyriales; Cyphellophoraceae
Exons: 1
Coding region: 1-1458 (485 amino acids)
Molecular function (GO): aldehyde dehydrogenase (NAD+) activity
Source: RefSeq, a predicted model, not a curated record
AUGGAUUCGACCAAAGAUUACACGUCGUCCAUCGAGACCCGCCACUUCAUCAACGGCCAGUUCGUGCCCUCCUCCAAACCCGACACCUUCGAAGUCAUCAACCCCUUCAACCUCAAACCCGUCGCGACCGUCCACGCCGCCACCGCCGAGGACGUCGACACAGCCGUUUCGGCCGCGGCCGCCGCGUUCCCCUCAUGGUCCGCCCUCGCCGCCUCAGAGCGACAAGACUGGCUCACCAAGCUCAGCCGCGCCUUCGAAGCCGCCCUCCCCGAAAUCGUGCACCUCGAGGCCCUGUCCAUGGGCAAGCCACUGCACAAUGAGGUUUCCCCCAUAGGCAUCAGUAUCAUGCGCUACCUGAUCGGCAAAGGUUACGACGUCCAAGGUGAGACCUCGCUCAACACCCCGGGCAUGCUCGCCAUGUCACUGCGCCAGCCCUUCGGCGUCACCGGCGCCAUCAUCCCCUGGAACGCGCCCUUCCUCAUGCUGCUCUUGAAAAUCACGCCCGCCCUCCUCGCGGGGAACACCAUGGUGCUCAAGAGCAGUGAGAAAUCCCCGCUCAGCUGUCUCGUCGCCGCGCGCUGUCUGCAGGAAAUCGAUUUCCCGAAAGGCGUGCUCAACAUCGUCAGCGGCCUCGGACGCCCGACUGGCGAAGCCAUCGCCAAACACAUGCAGAUCCGCAAGAUCAGCUUCACGGGCAGCACGGCGACGGGGCGCGCCAUCAAGGUCGCCGCCGCGCAGAGCAACCUCAAGAAAGUCACGUUGGAGCUCGGCGGCAAGAGCCCGCUCAUCAUCUUCGACGAUGCGAAUCUCGACAAAGCCGUGCCGGCCGCCGCGUACAGCGUGCUGGCUAAUGCCGGCCAGGCCUGUAUCCAGAGCAGUCGGAUCUACGUGCAUGAGAAGAUCGCGGAUGCAUUUGUCGAGGGUAUGAAGGGCGCGAUUGCCGCGAUGGGGAAGUCGGGCGAUCCGUUGGGCGAGGGGACGGGGCGGGGCCCGCAGGCGGAUCGGAUCCAGUUUGAGCGCGUCAUGGCGUUCCUCGACGAGGCGCGGGAGCAGGGGCUCGACGUCGUGGUGGGCGGGAAGCGCGAGAACCGAGAAGGAUACUUUGUCGAGCCGACGAUCAUUCGCAACGCGCCCGAGCAGGCGCGGGUCAUGCGGGAGGAGAUCUUUGGGCCGGUCGUCUGCAUCAAUACCUUUACGGAUGAGGACGAGGUGUUGAAGCGCGCCAACGACACCGAGUAUGGUCUGUACGGCAGCGUGUAUACGCGGGACGUGGGGCGCGCGAUGCGUCUCGCGAGGGCGAUCGAUGCGGGGACCGUGGGCGUCAAUGUCACGAGUCCCAUGAUCGUGGUGGAUAUGCCGUUCGGAGGCUACAAGCAGAGCGGUGAUGGGAGGGAGAAUAGUAAGCAUGUCUUUGAUCAGUGGACGGAGCUGAAGCAGGUGCUGGUCGCGAUGGAUUGA